AUGUUUUUGAAAAAUAUUAAAAAAGUUUGCUGUCAAAAUUUGCUGUUGACAUCAACAAUUCUAUCGGUAUUCAUCGGCGUUAUUCUUGGUUUUAUCUUAAGAGAAUUUCAACUUUCGAAUGAAAUUUGCUUAUUAAUUAAUUUCCCCGGCGAAAUAUUCAUGCAAGUGCUAAAAAUGAUGAUUCUUCCCCUAAUAUUUUCGUCGCUUACUGCAGCGCAAAUGGACAUAAAACAUUCCGGUCAAAUGGGUUUCGCCACGGUCCUUUAUUAUUCCACCACUGCGCUUUUGUCAACAGUUGUGAGAUUUUAUCUAAACAACAUAGACUAUUGUAAAUUAUUAAAAUUUUCCCGAUUAUUACGAUGUAAUAUUCAUUUUUUUUCUCUGUUAAAAUCAGUUUUCAGGAAUAUGUUUCCAGAAAAUAUCCUCCAAGCGAGUUUUCAACGUGUUCAAACGGUUUACGCUAGUGUUAAACCAACUUUUAAAAAAAUAAGUAAAAAUGCGACUAUUGAAUCACCACCGAAAGUUAUAAAAAGUAUUGAAUUAAUUAGAGGAACGAAUAUACUUGGAUUAAUAGUGUUUUGCACGGGAUUCGGCAUUGUUAUUUCAAAGUUUGGUGAACGAGCCCGAGUCAUCAUAAAUUUUUUCACUAUCUUAGAUGCUGUUAUAACUCGAUGGGUUGAAGCUCUAAUGUGGUUCGCUCCAGUAGGAAUUAUUUGCUUAAUUACUGGCAAUCUUCUUGAACUGGAAGAUUUAAGCGACAUGGCUCAAGUUUUAUUGUUGUAUAUCAUAACUGUAAUUGGCGGACUGACAAUACAUACUUUUGUGGUCAUGCCAGGACUUUAUUUUUUCAUUGUUCGCAAAAACCCGCUCAAACUUAUGCAAAACAUGCUACAAGCAGUUGUUACAGCAUUCGGUACUGGUUCCAGUGGAGCAGCACUGCCAUCAUCAAUGCACUGUCUUGAAGAUGGACUUGGUCUCGAUCGACGAGUAACUCGUUUUGUUUUGCCUUUAGGUACCACCAUCAAUAUGGAUGGGAACGCUUUAUAUGAAGCUAUAGCUGUAAUUUUUAUUGCUCAAUUGAAUGGCGUAUCGCUCACUUUUAUCGCCACUAUAUCAUCUCUUGGAAUGGGUUCGGUACCAGCUGGCCUUGUUGCUAUACUUCUUAUCCUAAAUACUAUUGGUCUGCCUACGAAAGACGUCCCUUUGCUUAUUACUGUUGACUGGUUAUUGGAUCGAAUUCGAACGAUGGUUAAUGUUCUUGGUGAUGGAUUUGUCGCUGGAUCCGUCGCUCAUCUUUUACAUGAGAAGCUUGAAAAAUCUGAUCGACUAAACGAAUAUCGAACUGAAAUCAAGGAAGAAAUUGGUUAA
Molecule: messenger RNA, 1368 nt
Organism: Dracunculus medinensis (Guinea worm)
Lineage: Eukaryota; Metazoa; Nematoda; Chromadorea; Rhabditida; Dracunculidae
Source: the annotation of a GenBank genome assembly